This is a messenger RNA of Dinoponera quadriceps, 4970 nucleotides long. RefSeq names its product DEP domain-containing protein 5 (gene Iml1). Gene Ontology annotation, cellular component: GATOR1 complex; lysosomal membrane. The record is from RefSeq and is a predicted model, not a curated record. Gene Ontology annotation, biological process: negative regulation of TORC1 signaling; cellular response to amino acid starvation; intracellular signal transduction. Gene Ontology annotation, molecular function: GTPase activator activity. Bases 152 to 4801 code for a protein of 1549 amino acids. The transcript is spliced from 25 exons. Lineage: Eukaryota; Metazoa; Arthropoda; Insecta; Hymenoptera; Formicidae.
GAACGCACCCUAAAUCUCGAGAAAGAGAGAAAAACCAGUGCAAGGCGGUAGAAAUAGCGAGAGAGAACAGAUCACACUCCUUGAACUAGUGCAGCCAGUCCAGGAACGGGAGACGAAUCCUUCUUAUAUUGCAGAUCAUGUUGGACGAAACAUGAAGCUCUUCAAGCUAAUAGUACAUCAGAAAAAUUUUAGCGGAGAGGAUUUGAUAAUUAAUCCUAAAGAUUAUCCCGGCAUAAAAACUGGCGAUGUUGUUGAAAUCUACCAUCCGGAGGAUGAAUUUAGUCGCCUGCUGUUGCAAGUCACCUCCUUCAAGGAGGAUCUUCAAGGACGCGAAACUAUCAGUGUGGAAAAUAAUGUAGCGACAAUGUUCCAAUUGAGAACGUUUGCAGAUGUAUAUAUGAACAUAGUAAAUCCAGAAGACGUAGCUCUGGAUUCUAUAGAGCUAACUUUCAAGGACCAAUACAUGGGACGUAGUGAGAUGUGGCGUCUGAAGAACAGCUUGGUAAAUACUUGCGUUUAUAUCAAUAAGAAGAUAGAGUUUUGCGGCGGUAGUAUACGUUGCCAAGUGUAUGAGAUGUGGUCACAGGGUGACCGUGUUGCUUGCGGCGUUAUAACCGAUGACACCAAGGUGGUAUUUCGAUCUUCCACGAGCAUGGUGUAUCUUUUCAUCCAAAUGAGCUCUGAAAUGUGGGACUUUGACAUACACGGGGACCUGUACUUUGAGAAAGCAGUCAACGGAUUCUUGGCCGAUUUAUUUCAAAAGUGGAAGAAGAACGGCAGCAAUCACGAAGUGACGAUCGUAUUCUUCUCGAGAACAUUCUACAAUGCUACCAGCCUGGAGGAAUUCCCGAAUCAUAUGAGAGAGUGUUUGCAGCAUGAUUACAGAGGGAGAUUUUACGAAGAUUUUUACAGAGUUGCGGUACAGAACGAGAGAUUUGAGGAUUGGAGUAACGUUCUGGUGCAGUUACGCAAAUUAUUCACCGAUUAUCAAAAGAUAGUUUUGGAGUAUCACCAAAAAACAGAUGUUACUAUGCCGAAAGCGAUCAAUUCCACUGCCGCGCAGGGCAACUUUUUGGAAGUGUUAAACAUGUCCCUGAACGUGUUCGAGAAGCAUUACUUGGAUCGCAGUUUCGACAGGACUGGCCAGUUGUCGGUGGUGAUCACACCUGGUGUCGGAGUGUUUGAAGUUGACAGGGAGCUGACAAAUGUGACGAAGCAAAGAAUCAUCGACAACGGUGUGGGCAGCGAUUUGGUCUGCGUCGGAGAGCAACCCCUUCACGCGGUCCCCCUGUUAAAGUUUCAUAAUAAGGACUCUUCCGUGAACGCGCCGGACGACUAUAGCAUGCCUCACUGGAUAAAUCUUAGUUUUUAUUCGACAAAUAAGAAAAUCCCCUAUUCUACCUUUAUACCGCGAAUAAAACUGCCGCAAAGAGUGGCGAGGCAUUCGACGGAUAAUGGAAAACUACAUUGCAAAAGCAAGCUACUGCAGGAAGAUCCGCGAGAGUGUCUGCAUAAUACCUUAUUCGACUAUGACGCUUAUGACGCGCAAGUAUUUCAAUUGCCAACAGUUCAUACUUCAAGUGUGCAAAGGAUAAGUACAAGAACGAAGAAGACGAGUGUGGCGUGCCUCGAAACUCACAACAACGGCCAUUUGUUGAAACUGUUGAAACGUAAAAUGUCGGAUCCCGAUAUACAUCAUCCACCGCCUGAGACACAUUCACCGCCAGUUGUCGCGUUACGUAGCGCAGCGAUUACGAUACCGCAUAAAACAGACGACGAUAAUAAUGAAUCUAACGGCGAUGGGACCGGUACGUCCAGAACACCGGUCAAGAGUGAUUUAACAGAUUCGGAGAUAUCUCCGCCGUUUAGGCCUGUCGUCGGUAGUGCUGGUAGCCCAACAAACUCAAUUUCUCAACCAACAAAUAUACUUAGGCCUAGUAGAGCACUGAUCAAUCCUUUCGACCCAUCGCACGUUACCAUAAAACUUACCAGCAAUAGACGGAGGUGGACUCAUAUCUUUCCAAAGGGACCUACAGGCGUAUUAAUACAACAGCAUCACUAUCAAGCCGUUCCAACGCAGACAUGUUCGGAGACGCAAAACGAGGCUACCUCGUCUACUGUAAGUGGGUCUCCGAUGGAAGUAGGAACGAAUCAAAUUUCAAGAUCGGCAUCUCAAACAGGAUUUCAAGACACGAAAGGCAAGCCACUGCGAUCGAAUUCCUCGAUAACUAAUGGAGAUAAAGCUGGAAAUGCUUCUUCAGCUAUAGCGAAUAAGAGUUUGACUCUCUUAUGGGGUGCCACUGGCGAACAAGAAUGGACACCUGCUCUAACAACAGCAAUCAUAGGGGUCGACUGGAAGUCGCUAACGAUUCCCGCGUGUUUACCAAUCACUACAGAUUACUUUCCGGACAAGCGAAGUUUGCAAAAUGACUACGUCGUGUCGGAUUACAAUCUUCUGCCGGACGACGUUAAUGCCGAUUUCGCCCAACAACGAGCGAUAUACAAGAAACCGCUCACAACCACGGAAGUGUUCAAGGAACUGGUCUCACAACGCUUGGCUCAAGGUUUCCAGCUGAUCAUUUUAUCGCCGAUUAACAAGAAUCAAAGCAACGGGGCUGGCAGUAAUGCCGCGCCUGCAAUCAGCACGGUAAUGCGCGGCAGGCAGACCGAGUCCGAGCCCAAGGAAGAAUAUUUACUUAGCAUUGGCAGAAUCUUUCACAAGAUAUCUCUGUUUGAUAAUUCCAUCACAGUCACGAGAUAUCGUCCACGGCACCCUUAUCCGCCCUUCAAUAUACACUAUCGAUAUCGAUUCCACGCUCCACACCACGAUACGUACGAAGUGUCGUGGGUGUCCUUCACUACAGAAAAACUCGAAAAUUACAACUGGAAUUACUUGGACCACUAUAUAUGCACACGAGGCCAUACCGAUUUCUCUUUAGUGGAGGCUCUCAAGUACUGGCGAUUUCGAGUAUUUCUAUUACCACUGCACAAUUCCGCGACUCGCAAAAUCUUGGAAGGUUCAUCAAGGUGCGACAUAUACACUCCACCUAGUAAUACCGAGCAAGCGUUACUGAUGGAUGGCUUUCUACGUUUCAUCGAAGGAUGGCUGAACAAAAUACGACGGCCGAAUCCUAAUAAAAAUUGGAGCCCCACAGCUCUAGGUGGUGUUCCCCCAAGAGAUCCUGCCUCUCAUUUGACCAGACGCAGGCACAGCACGAGCCUGAUAUUCCUCACUAACCAGACCAGUCUAGUUGGCAGCUCUCCUUUCAGGGAGCGACUCGGAAGCAACCGUCUACCAGAGAAACCGAGACCAAGAUCAGGCUCCAAAGUAAUGGACAGAGGACGCGUAUCGCCUGCCAGUGAAGCUGUCCUGCCGUUAUCGAUCGAACAGCAGCAGCAACAACAACAGGAUCAUUUCGAUGUCAACGACGACAGUGUGAACAUGGAACUGACCAAAAUAAAAAGCACUGCGACAAACGUGGAAAUUCUAGAGGCUAUGAAGCACCAACAAACCGGUGUCGGCUUCCUAACGCAACAUCCCUCGCUCCCCAGUCAAACGUUUGUUAGCGCGGACGCGAUACAAUGGUUAAACAAUCACAUAGAAGGCGGCAUGGGGAUCGAGCAGGGUAUCAAUAUUAUGAAAAGUAUGAUUCAAGAUAAACUAAUAUGCCAUGCGUCCGGCGACUUCUCAAAGCCAUUUGUCCUGGGCUUUUAUCUGUAUCAUAUCGUGCACGAUAAGGAAAAUCAAAAGGCCGUAGAUUAUUCCGCCCCGCUCGGUGAUUUGGAAAGCUUCGAAAACGAGUGGGUGGAAGUGGAGAUGAGGCCGCCGAAAGGAUGGUGCGAACCGACGACAAUGUCAUCCCCCGUGACUAGUUGCGAUGCUAUCGAUGAAUCCAACGUUCCGCCCUUUCUGAGAGACAAUAUCGACUUGAUGGAGUCGAUGGAUGAUAAGAGUUGGACAGUGUACAAACAUACUCACCUGGAUAUUGACAUCAAUAAUAAAAGCGACAGAAUCGAAUGGGGCCACCUGAGGUACCAGUCCACCUAUAAAGUGGAUCACUCCUACGAACUCGUGGUGGAAUGGGUGACAUCGUCCGGCAGUAUAGCAGCCGAUCUGAUAUUCGUUUGGCAACGCAAGGCGCAAAUGUGCGGGAUACAGAUGGUGCCCGUUCCCAGCGAUCUAUUAGCACUGCCGUUUACUUUGAAGAGCGAUCCCCUCAGAGGGCCGAUCUUCAUACCACUCGACACGGAGUGUUUAAUGGCGAACAAACGGUAUCUUUUCGAAGAGUUCCGGGAGGACACGUACGCCCAAAGAUUGUUUCUGUUCCAAGAAGCGAUUUUGCAGAGAUUCGGCUUUGUACCGUGCUUAGUCGAGAACACCGAGAACGAUCAUCAGUACGUUCACAUCACCGGCAACGCGUUCAUAUUGGUACCGUCCACGGCGAGUACCCGACCGCGUCCGCGAACCGGCACCAACGUCGUUCGACGGAACACAGGACAGAAGAGAUAUCCGGUUCACCCGGACCAGCCUAGUCCGCACGAGGCGUACAUUACGAGGCACGUCAGUGGGAAAAAUAAGGAUGAUUACAGCAUGGACAGGAAGAUGGGCUUCCUCUGGUCCUGGAAUCAUAUGGUCAGUCGUAAGUGGAAAUCGCCAUCCACACCAGCGGGAGACGAGUUGUUUCAGAAGAAAAUCAUACAGGAUUUUCGACAUUUCUGCUCAAACGGAGACAACAGGCUCAAACAGUUUUGGGAGUCUUGCUGGGAGUUGAAGGAAAAAACUUGUACAAAAGCAAAGUAGAUGCGCAAGUGUUUUCGUUCGUCAUCUAAUUGCCGAAAAUACAAUUGCAUACUAUUAUUCAUAAAAGUAUGUACAAAUUCCUUGAUUGAAAUCGAUUAUUUUUAUGAGUGUCGUCUUUCGAGAAAGAGUAGAUGUAUACAUUGACAAAUAUAAUUUAUACGAGUAAUUA